UUGCACUAUGCGAUCGAUGGGAACGAGGGUUUCAGUUCCAAACUCUCGUUUGCAUCGAUCGUUAUCGAGACUACGAGGUGUACGCAAGCUCGGGCUGAACUCGCUUUGUAUGAUAACGACAACGAUCUCGCCGCUGCUAUUGAUUAUAUUUUGGAGCAUGGAUCAGAGAUAGAAUCAUGGACCGAACAGAAAAGCAAGAAGGACAAGAAGAAGGAAGAGGAAGAGAAGCGACCCGCUCGUGGCCAACCGUCUACACGCGGACGUGGUAGUUUCCCCAACUCGUCAACAGCAGUUCACUUCUCACUCCCUUACAUCGGCUCCUGGUUAGUUACCUUUGUUUGUUCUAAAUACUUCACAAUACCCAGACUUGGUGCAGUGGCAGAUGUUGAUCGUUUUACAGCUGGCGUAGAAUUUGUCACGGCAACAAUUCCUCCUGGACUUUCCGAUUAUCACUUUGGAUUUGUGGACGGACCACAAAACACCGAAAUAAAUGCAUCGGCCGCUUCAGUGGCUAAUGCGAAUUCUGAUGAUGAACGUCAAUUAAACGGUGAUUUCUCGUUGAAGGCGUCUCCACCGAUAUCACAUUCCUAUGGGCAACAACAACAGCACAACACGAGGUCUUUGUCGUAUGCAGAUCCGUCUUCAGUGUCGUACGCACCAACAACGCAACCAGAUCGUGGAGUUGGAUCCGGAAACAAACCGCCUGCACAAAUUCACCACCCACCACAGCAAUCGGCAGCCCACCAAGCACCCCAGCAGAUGUUCCCUACUCAGAUGCCGUACGGUUCAUAUCCUUACAUGAACAUGAAUAUGUAUAGUCCGGUGACAGGUGUUCGAGCUGAGGAUCAAUAUGCUGCUCUCUAUGCUGCUAGUAUGCCGUUUGGGAUGGGUGUGGACUUGUCGGCUAUCCUACCGCCAACGACUCCUAUGUCUCAAGCUGGGGCUAAUCAACAGCAUCCUGGAUCUACGCAACAUCGAUCGGAUACGCACAAUCUUGUUGAUAUGAAUAAGUUCGCAUCGGGAAAUACGAGAGAUGGCAGCGGUCAGCAGCCAUCUAACGUAGCUCCGCCGCCUGGUUUCGCUAAUCCAUCAUUUAUGCCGCAGCCAGGUUUAUCGUCUUUAUUCCUUCAACAACAGUUUCCACCCCAUCCGUAUUCGUUUAUGAUGCCAAAUGUGGGAUCAGGACGUCAAAUGUAUCCCCAAGAAGACGAUCGCAAGUCAUACGAUAAGAUGGGAGGAGCGAAACAGGCCCAAGCGACUCCCCCUCAACAUUAUCACAAUGGCGGAUAUCUCAACAGCGGCCUCAACAAGAAGCCCUAUAAUUGGAACUCUUAA
Messenger RNA from Haemonchus placei, 1335 nucleotides. The record is from the annotation of a GenBank genome assembly. Lineage: Eukaryota; Metazoa; Nematoda; Chromadorea; Rhabditida; Trichostrongylidae.